UAGUCGCAGUAGUUGUACGUCGAGCAUUGGAAGUGUGAAAUUCUCAUUAGAAAAGUUGUCAUUUUGUUUUGUUCAUCUCUGUUAUCGCAUUUUAUUUCAUACACAUAGAUACCAAUAUUUCUCAAUUCAUAUUUUUUUUUGUUGAUUCGGGUGUUUUUUUAAACUUUCUUUACCGUUUUUCUGGUGGCCACAUCGUAUCGCGCACACAAUAUAUUACUCUUUUUUUUCAUCUCUCUUUUGUGUGUCAAUUUGAAUUGUUGUCGCAUUUUAACGCGUGAUAACUAAAAAUCAGUUUGAAUAACAACCCAACAUGCAAAACCGAAAUUUCAAUUGGACGUCUGUCGUUGUCAAAAUGCAAAUAUCAAGAAAAUAAAGGAAAAAAAAAAAAAGAAACGUCGACAGCAUAGGAAUAAAUAUUCAGUUAUGAGAGUCAAAUCAACACAGCUUUAGUGCAAUGGAGCAGCAGCAAUAUUUUUUAAGGAACAAACGAACGAGCGCCUAAAAAACAAUUUUCUUGUAAAGUGUGUGUACAACGACGAUAUUUACAAUAAUCACAAAUGAAACAAAAACAAAAAAACGAUCACACGAAUGUAACAGAAAAGUGAAAAAAAAAAUCGUUGGCGAUACCGAGUGCCAAUCGUGGUGUUGUGUGUUGUAUUUCAGCGCUCAAAAACAAUGAGCACGCAGAUCAACGACGAGAAAGAGAGAGAGAGAGAGAGAGAGAGAAAAAUUUUUGUUUUGUGUACAAAUGUAUUUUUGGCUACAGUUCGUUUUAUUUUCCCUCAAAAAUAAACGAUGCAUUUUUAUUUAUUCUGUGUGGCGGUGAGAGUAAUUCUGGCUGGCGGUGAGAAUGUGCGUGUUCUAAUUUAUGAAAUGUGCAAUUAAAAUUUUUUUUUUCUUAAUGAAUUUUAAAUUAGGAAAAAAGACAUAUUGAAUACAUGCACAUUUAUUGAACGAAACAGCAAAAGAAACAAAUCAAUGAACGAACGAGAAAAAAAUAAUAACAAAAAUCAACAAGAAUCUGCCGAGCGCUGUGGAAAAUCAUCGCGAAAAACGCGAAAAUCCACACAUUUGUACAACGUCUAUCACGUAAUUUGCAAACAAUGAACAUAAAGUGAACAAUAUGUAAACAUGUGAAAUAUAUAUACAUAUAUAUUAGAUGUUCGACCCAAAACUUGUGUGUAUGUAUUAUUGUUAUUAUUAUUGUGUGACACACAAUUCCACACUAGAAAGAAUCACCAACAGCAACAGUAAGGCAUCAGCAGCGGUAGUAAAAGCGGUAGCAGUUGAUACCAGCAAUAAGUUCAAGUUAUAAGACCAAAAAAAAAUAUGUAUACACGAAACGCAUACAUUAAAAACAACAAAAAAACGAAAAGAGUAGAAAAAAAAAACACGCAGAAAAAAACAACAGUCAGCGCACGAACGAAAACACUAGGAGAAGAAAAAAUGUGCCAUCUCAAGACGAUUUCCGAACAGUGAUUGUUUUGUGUGCACAAGUGUUAAAUGACGAUGUUUAGUAACUAUAAUGCACGAUAAUAGACUUAGAAGAAGAAGAAAAAAGAAACAAACAUUUGGAAAUCGCAGACAAAUGCAAAAUUCUCUUUCAAUAAAUCCAAUACAUUCUGGUUUGACGAGGCUUUACGCGCCUUCGAUGUGAAUUUAAAAAGGGACAACAAAUAAAAGAAACACUACGGACGAAAGAGUCGGUGGGGGAAAAAAAGAGAGAAGAGAAUCGUAUAACGAAGGAACAGUGUAUCAAAACAAGUUUCAUCGACGUAUGUAAAUUUCUGACCAACAAAAGCUCAACAAAGAUUUACAAGAGGAACAGAAGAAAACACAACAACAAAAAUUGACGGGAAAAAAAAAUAUAGAAACAAGAAAUAUUGUCAUCAUGGCGAACCCGCGAAAAUUCAGCGAAAAAAUCGCCCUACAUAAUCAAAAGCAGGCUGAAGAAACGGCCGCAUUUGAACGUAUCAUGCGAGAGGUAUCUGAUGCAACGUCAAAGCCGGAUGAAAAUACAUUGCUGCAGUUUAGCUUGGGAACUCAAAAUACAAUAAACGAUGUAGUACAGCAGAAAAAUAGCAGUAGUCAAAACACAACGCCAUACCGGGAAAGAGGUCGAAGUGUUGGAGUGGGUCCUAUGCGUCGGCCAGGUGAUAGGAAAAUUGAUACAUCACCAUACAGUAGCGGAAAUAUAGCCUAUCUCAGCCCACCAAGUGACUCAAAUUGGAGACGAACUAGCUCGGACUCAGCCAUUCAUCAAAGUUUAAUGCAAAAUCAAGACAAUCAUCACAGUCAUGGAUCUCAUUCGCCAAUACCAACCAGUCCAGUUGCUCAACGACGUAUACAAAGUAGCAAUAUAGAUAUUAAAUCCUUUGCAAAUGAUCAUGGCAAUAGUUUUGUGUUGAGCUUAAAUGAUAAUCGACCGAGAUCGUCAUGUGGAUUGCCUAGAUUACCUGGAAUUAAUAUUUAUCCAUCGGCUCACGACAAUUCAGUGCAAAUACCAAUUGGAAAUAAUACAGGAUCGUUGCCCGACUUGACGUCCGUUCAUUUUCCAUCGCCGUUGCAUACGCCACUCGAUCAAGAGCACGAUCACUCAAGCAGUCCGUACAGUUCGAGUCCGGUUACAACAUCACCAGCAACAUUAUCUCCGACGUCCAUACCAACAAGACAUCCUACCGCUAGAUUCCCAUAUUCCCCUGUCAAUUCUCCUGGUGAAGUAGUCAGUCCUACACAUUCACAUGGUACUAGUCAAGGUAACACGGCGUCUCAAAGCGGUCAAAAUUCGUUCGGAAAUGUCCAACAACAACAGCAGUCACCACGACAGCAACAGCAACAACAGUCACAGCAACAACAGCAGCAGCAACAACAGCAGCAGCAACAACAACAACAACAACAACAGCAGCAACAGCAACAACAACAAACGAACAUGUAUAGCCAGCAAAACCAGCACAGUCCACCGAAUAAUGUCCUGCACGGCUCUCAAAGCAACUUAGCAUCAUUGACACAAUCAAAUUUAUCGGGCUACCGAAGUCCGGGGCGGCCGAGUCCAGGAUCCAGCCCGGGCCUAGUAGCAAUGCCAAACAGCGGUGAUUCAAACACAAGUGCACCUUGCAGUCCAGCAUCCCAACCACUUGGAAACAAUGGGCAAUACGACCAAUUUCAAACGACUGAAUACUAUCUCAAUCCAUCGAUUCAGCAACAUUUUGAACAGUUUUCAUUGGUUGAUAAUCCGUUAACCGAUUAUUCAGCAAAUUCACCUUUGAACCAGCCAUAUUCACCGUACGACGACGGCAGUUUUAUACCAGUUUCUGGCUUAGACACGAUACAAACGAAUCAAAUGCAAAUAUCAUCAUCAAUGGGCCUUUCAAAUCCGAAUAUUAAUUUAAAUUCAACCACGAUGGCCAACGAUGGAACAAACCAUGUGAAUCAAACGAAUCAAGCGCAUAUGCAGCAGCCGUUGCAUUCGCCGACGUCGCCGCAACAUCAAAACACAUCGCAAAAUCAACAAGCGUCCAAUUCACAUCAUCAGCAGAUGACGCAAAAUUCGCAAAAUCAACAGCAUGGCCCACAAACGCCGAACACACCAACAAGUAUACCCGAAAUUAUAUUCACGGACUUUUCAGGAUCUAGUGAAUUGACAAAAGACUUAUUCGAUCAACCAAUUGAAUUGGAAUUAGGAACAAUGGAUUUCGCUGGAUUUCAAAUGUUAUCGGAUCCGAAUGCAACAAUGAUUGCAGAUCCAACUAUCGAAGAUAGCUUUAGGAGAGAUUUAAAUUAAGUCCAAUUUACAAAAAAAAAGAGAUAAAAAGAAAUAAGUAUAGAAAACAAAUGCAAGAAGCAAAAUGAAAUGCCAUUAUGUUCUUGGUUCUCAUCGGGGGUCGAGCUGAUGUUUGCCGGGACAAUAAUCUACGUCAAAGUGCAAAUUAACGUAAACGAAAAGCCGAAUUAAGCUGAAGAAGUCGAAAUAGAGAGAGAGAGAGAGAGAGAGAGAGAGAGAGAGAGAGAGAGAGAUAAAUCAGAUGUAGAAGAACUCACUGCUCUGCGAAGAAGCUUAUUCUCCCGGAUGAACACCACUUGACCGUAAGAGUAGAUAUGUUUUUGUUAGAUACAAAUGGAUUUUAUUUAAAUGAAUGAAGAAAAAAGCAAAGAAAUUAAGAAAUUAUCAUAAAAGUAAUUAUAUGAAUUCACAAAACGACACACCGAAUAUGUGCAGUUUAGACUUUCAUUUUUUUGUUUUGUAAAUAAUGGGAUUUAAAAAGAAAAAAACACACACAAUCGUACGAGAGAUGAAACAAACAAAUUUAUCGAAAUUGGCAUACAGUAUUUAUAAUUAUGCUGAUUGAAUAGAAAACGACGAGUUGAUGCAAUUUAAAAUUGAAAAAAAAAUCCGAAGGAUACACGUGUUUUUGUUACACCGCGUUCACUUGAGUCAGUGAAGAUUUGAAGAAGAAAGAGAAAACAUUUAGCAGAAGCAUUUCAGUUUGGUUCGAAAAUAAAACAAACAUGAAGAUUUGAACGGGAGGGGAAAAAACAAAUCAAUUGCGAAAUUAAUUCCGGAAGUAAUAUUGAUCGAAAACGAUUUUUUUUUUUGUGAAUAUGCACACGUUACAUUUUCAAUGACUAUUUGUGAAUAAUUCCGUCCAACAUCCAAUUACAAUUCGUAUGUUUUUUUUUUUGUAAUUUUUGAAAUGAAAGCGUUCGAUUCCGUAAAGUAUUUCCACAAAAAAGAGAACAAAAGAAAAUCGCUUAUUUUCUAAAACGGUCACAACGGACUUCAAUUUCGUUUUGUAUUUUUUUUUUCAUCCCCAAAAAGAAAUUGACGCCAGUUUAGUGCUGGUUUGCUGCUCUGACACCACAUUACACACAGUAUGCUGCCGCUUUGCCGCUCUCACACUACAGCAUGUAGUGUAGUGUGGUGUGAGAGCAGCAAACCAGCGCUAAACUGGUGUCAAUUUCUUUUUGGGUCGUUUCGUUUGUCAACUUCAAUCGAAGUGAAUCUUUUUUUUCGCGCGGUAAACGGUUUCAAUCAAUUCUAUUUGUUUUUCAAUUGAGAGAAUAUAUUUCAAUUUCUAUGGAGGAAUAAUUGAAUUCGCACAUUCAUUGGGACUUAUGAAUUCUCUGACUCGAUUCGGAUUGGGGACAAAAAGAUGUCAAUAUACUGAACAAAAACACCUAUAUUUCAACGCUGAAUGCAGACCAGAAAUCUGUUGAAUAUACAAAAAAAAAAGACACAAAACCAAAAUCCAUUUUUUUACAUCCAAAUUUCUCUUUGUAUUUUAAAAAAGAAGAAAAAAAAUCUUUUGUCUUAUUUUUUGGGGGUUUGAAUAGAGAGCAUCGGCGAAACCAAAUAAUGUAAUUCAAUCGUGAACAGAAAUAGAAAAAGUAAACGUGAAAGAAAUGUACAACUUAAAUGUGAAUGGAAUGCCGUAAAAAUGGAAAAAAAAACCUAAAUAAAUAAGCGAUGUUAAUUGGCAUGCAUUUUGCUCGGAAGUUUGUGGUGCCGUGUGUCAUAUGGACCGUCAUUUUAUUAACGAUCUUGUGAAACAACAGCCACAAAACAAAAACAAACAAACAUAAAAUUAAUACAUUGUCGUGUAUGAAUGUAGAUCGAUGUGAAUCAAUAACAAUUCUUUUUUAUUCCUUCUGUUGUUAUAAAAUGGCAAACAAAAUAGCGACGAACAGUUGAGCAAGUAAAGUAAACAGAAACAAAUAAAUAUAAAAUCACAAUUUUGUCAGUAAAAAUUUAAGUAACAAGAGAGAGAGAGAGAGAGAGAGAGAGAGAGAGAGAGAGAGAGAGAGAGAGAGAGAGAGGGAGAGAGAGAGGAACACUUCGAAUAAUAUCAUCAGUAAACAAUUGUCACAAAACGCUAUUCUAUUAUCAAAUCUUUUCGCAUACAGAGUCUGAACAUUUAAUAGAAUUAAAAAAAAAUAUCAACAACAACAACAAAACACAGAAAUGAGCAUAAAAACAACAACAUUUGAUUCAAUUUCUCUUCUUUUCUUUUUUUCCGUUAAAAAUAAAACCGAAAAACAAAGAAAAAAAAUAAUAAUCAUUAUAAUUACGAUAGUGGAAAAAAUGUGUAUAAUUGUCAAUCACACACAAAUUUUUUAAACAUUCUGCACAAAAAAAGGGAAGUUAAUCUAAUAGAGAGGAAAAAAACAAAAAUCGUUAAUCAUGGAAGUCGAAUUUGUAUGUAACAAAUAAAUGUUCAUUGAGAGCAAAUAAAAAACAAAAACAAAGCGCGCUUUCGACUUGAGCGGCCGUUUAUGCAAAUAACACGCAGCUUCAAAACAAAAAUCUGUCAAAACACACACACACACAAAAUCACACACAUACAAAUCGUUACGCAAGCCCCUUAAAUUCGUUCCGUUUCCAUUCAAAGUUCUCUCAAUUGUUCUUUCUUUCUUGGAUUGACUUGAAUGUGUAGAAAAAUAAGCAGUGCUGAUGCAAGCACCAAUCUCAUGAUAUUUUUUCUACUAUACGUUCUUGAAAAAUGUCAUUUGCCUCUGUUAAGCAAAGAUAGAAAAAAAACCAAAAAAAAAAAAUUACUGCACACGUGUAAGAUAACUAAGCCUUUUGAUUGUGCUAAACGUGUCUUAUUUAAGAAAAUGUUAAAUAUUUGUUCUUCCUUUCGGGAUUUUACUCUUUUUUAAGUGUAUUUUCGGAUAUCAACCUCAUUUAAGAAAGAUGUGUAACAUUUUUCCAAUGAAAACUCUCUCCUCUCUUCGAUUUUUUUACAGGAAUCGUCAUCCAAUUUCCAUUCAAAUGCCACGGAACGCAAUCGUAUCGACUUGCUUGUUUAGUUUCUGGGUAAAAAAAAAUGUGUUUGAAUGGAAAAUUCAACGUAUUUCUCAUCGAUAUAAUAGUCUGUAAUAAGUUUCAUGAAACCAUUUAUUUAUAAUCUGUUUUCUACAUUCGACACCCCCUUCCUCCGUCAACAGAACAUAUAUGUUGUCAAUUCUUUGUAUGAAAUGGAACAAUCUCUAUAAUUAUUGCUUCUAAUGCUAACGAAAAAAAAGAUCGGAACUCACUGCGAUCGAAAAGGAUUGGAAUUGGGCCAUCAUACCUACACAAAGACUGUUUGUAAGAAAAGAAACUCAUUAUUGCUGUGUGCGUUAAACCUGAUUACAUGAUAAUAUAGUUGAAUUUCAGCAAAUAUUACAUUUCAUUGUGAUUCAUUAUAAUGCUAUCGUACCAUAUAUUACUAACACAUAACCAGAAAAGGAAAAAAAAGAAGCAAAUCUGAUUUUGUUUUCAUUGUGAAUAUCGAUGCAAGCAAUUAAUAGCCAGCAUUUUCUGAACCACCAUUUCACAUAUAGUCAAUAUGUACGUUGACAAUUUUCACAAAUCUACUAAACGAAAAUAUUAAAUAAAAACCAAUGAAUCCCCUUUUCUAAAAUAAUUGGUUUCGUCAUCAAAUGUUCAGAAUAAUACAAGUAAAACAAACCGAAUCAAAUCAUGUUUUAACAUUGAAUUUUAGAUUGAAUCGCGCACCACCAUAAUCCAUGUAAUAAAUGGCACAACAAUACUUUCGUCUUAUUCACUGUUGCCGUCUUCAAUUUUGAAAGAGAAAAACCUAAACGAGAAGAACAAACGAAGCAAACCAUGUUUACAGUAAUUUUGAUAGUUUCCACGGUCCACCCACCAUCCACGAUUUUUCAUUUGGAUGGAUUGUUUGGGCUCAUCAUAUCAGCUUUUUGUCUCAAUUAGCCAGCAUUGGUCAGGGGAAAAACGACAAAGAAACGAACGAGAAACAAAAAUGCAUGAUUCGGUUUGAUAGAUUCGAAGCACCAAACAGCACAAAAUAAGCUGAAGUAUGAAUAUUCCAUGAUUAUUUAUCACAUGUUAUUUGAAUUGAAUGUGAAAAACACACUCACUCACAUACACACGCAUUCAAAUAAACCGGAUUCUAGAGCUCUAGCAUUCAGAAUGGCAAAGAAAUCGAGGAAAAUAAACAACAAGUGAAAACAAAACAAAUAUUUACGGACAUAAAAAAUCAAGAGGGAAGAAAAAGAAAAGAAACUUCUUCAACAUUUAAUGUAUUGCAAAGAAGCUAGACUUAGUGGCAAUUUAAAAGAGAAACACCUCGGUAGAAUUCAUUGCUACACAGCGACAAAUGGAUCUUUUGACUUCGGAUUUAAACAAUUUUUACAUUUAAAUUUCAGAAGAAUAAGAAGAAAAACACUUACACUUACUUUUUACUGUUUAAAAUAAACAGCGUUUUAUUAAGAAAUCAUUGAUUUUCUCUCUCUUUUUUUCUGUCAAUUUAAUAGAAAUACAUUUAUUUUUAUUGUCAAAUCGUUGUAACAUAUUAUCAUCUUUGAGGGACUAUGAAAGAGAAUGAAUUAAUAAAAAUCGAUUAUUAAAAUCUAUGCAUAAAAAAAACUGAACUGAAUGUUAUUUUGAGUUGUUUUUUUUUCGUUCUUCUUUUUCAAUGACUACAUGUUACAUGUGAAAUUGACCACGUCAGCAUUGGCCGCUGCCCCGGCAAAAGAAGAAAAUAAAUCAGAAUGAAAAUGACAAGAAAAUUGUAUAUUGACAAGAUUGAGAAUUUUUUUCUCUCGUCACAAAAUAUAUCAAAUGUUUCUAUUUGUUUAUUAAUGCUUAUCAAUUUUUAUCAUCGUCUGAAUGUACCUAUAUCCUAAGAAUUUUAUUUCUAGUUAAAUAAAAACAAAAAUUCUAUUUAAAAAAA
Molecule: messenger RNA, 8696 nt
Organism: Sitodiplosis mosellana (orange wheat blossom midge)
Lineage: Eukaryota; Metazoa; Arthropoda; Insecta; Diptera; Cecidomyiidae
Gene: Crtc
Product: alpha-protein kinase 1
Exons: 13
Coding region: 1892-3781 (629 amino acids)
Biological process (GO): positive regulation of transcription by RNA polymerase II; protein homotetramerization
Cellular component (GO): cytoplasm; nucleus
Molecular function (GO): cAMP response element binding protein binding
Source: RefSeq, a predicted model, not a curated record